Oncorhynchus masou masou (cherry salmon) is the source of this 1835-nucleotide messenger RNA. Its product is annotated as ectonucleoside triphosphate diphosphohydrolase 8-like. The record is from RefSeq and is a predicted model, not a curated record. Gene Ontology annotation, molecular function: hydrolase activity. Lineage: Eukaryota; Metazoa; Chordata; Actinopteri; Salmoniformes; Salmonidae. Gene Ontology annotation, cellular component: plasma membrane. The coding region runs from base 233 to 1741 and encodes 502 amino acids. The transcript is spliced from 10 exons.
GAAACAGAGAGAGAGCAAGUGAAUGGGAGAGAGAGUGUGUGAGUGAGAGCACAAGAGAAAGGUGGAACGCCUAUGCUCUGGUCAGUGUAAGAUCUUACCAGACUGAACAUUUAGUCCAUUCAGAUCAUUUCUAAGACAACGCAUAUGGUUCUAGUUUGACCUUGGGGUCCGAGUAGAGAUCACAGAGAAGAAACUUCCUUGUUGGGAGAGUUGGUUUACAGGUGUGUUUGGAAUGAAGAUGUCAAUGGUGAAACAGGCAGCAAUGGCUGCGGUGGUGGUAGUGAUGGGAAGCCUGGCCGUCAUCGCUCUAAUCCUCACAUUAGUUCAGCACCACUCAGUGGAUCUCCCCCCUCGCAUGCAGUACGGGAUGGUGUUUGACGCUGGAUCCACACACACUUCUCUCUACAUGUACCGUUGGCCUGGAAACAAAGAAAACAACACUGGGGUGGUGUCACAGAUGCUGGUCUGUGAUGUUGAUGGAUAUGGCAUCUCUAGCUAUGCCCGGGACCCCCCUGCUGCAGGGCUCAGUCUGAGGAAGUGCCUGGACAGUACACUGGCAGUCAUCCCUGCCAACCAGCUGAGGGAAACUCCUGUGUACCUUGGUGCUACCGCUGGCAUGCGACUCUUGCACCUACAGAAUCAGACCCAGUCUGAUCAGGUUUUGGAGCAAGUAACCAAGGUGAUCCAGGGGUAUCCUUUUGACUUUCGGGGAGCACGGAUUCUCUCUGGGAUGGAGGAAGGGGCUUACGGAUGGAUCACCACCAACUAUCUACAAGAGGGCUUCAUUAAGCACGGCUUUGAGGGAGGAUGGGUGCGUCCUAAAGGAAGGAAGAUCUGGGGCGCCCUGGAUAUGGGAGGCUCUUCCACCCAGAUAGCCUUUACUCCCAGCCAGCCUGUACGGGACCCUGCCUCCACCCUGGGACCCAAGCUCUAUGGUUACCAAUAUGAGGUGUACACACACAGCUACCUGUGCUAUGGCAAGGAGCAGACCAUGAGGCAGCUACAGGUUCAUCUUCUCAAGAUGAGUGGGUCUACCCGCCCAGUCAACCACCCCUGCUACCACCUGGGUGACAACCUAACCCUGACUCUGGGUGACCUCUAUGACUCCCCCUGCGUGGCCAAACCCGCGACCUUUGACCCAGCCUCAGUGGUCACCUUCACAGGGACCAGUGAGCCACUUCAGUGUCUCAACCAGAUAAAGAACAUCACGGACCUGGCUGCCUGCUCCCUGGCCCCUGACUGUGGCUUCAAUGGGGUCUACCAGCCCCCUGUCAGUGGAAACUUCUUUGCUUUCUCAGCAUACUAUUACACCUUUGACUUCCUUGGUCUGGCACCUCAGUCCUCUCUGUCUCAGGCUACCACCACUAUAGACACUUUCUGCAAAAGGACCUGGAGCUCGCUCAAGAAAGAGUACACUGUAAAAGACAAGUACCUUCGUGAUUACUGUGCCUCAGCCAACUACAUAAUGACAGUGCUACUAGACGGCUACAAGUUCAACCAGACCUGGGGAAACAUAUACUUCCAGAGACAGGUGGCAGACACAGACAUUGGCUGGACGCUGGGCUACAUGUUGAACCUGACCAACCUGAUCCCCUCAGAACUCCCCCUGGUGGUGAUGGGUGUGCAGCACAGCCAGUGGGCAGCGGAGGUCUUCUUCAUUGUGUUUGCCGUGUUCCUCAGCCUGAUGGUACUGGUCCUACUGUGGCUCUGGAGCCCACAGGAUGGACAAGGCAACAAAUGACAAUCGAUGAACGUCUUGGUCUUCUAGUCACCGAUGAUGAGAUGCAAUGUGAUAAUGUGAUGCAACAGCAUGGAUGAAUAAGAUCAGAACGGAU